Harmonia axyridis is the source of this 580-nucleotide messenger RNA. RefSeq lists its product as uncharacterized. Lineage: Eukaryota; Metazoa; Arthropoda; Insecta; Coleoptera; Coccinellidae. The coding region runs from base 16 to 393 and encodes 125 amino acids. The transcript is spliced from 3 exons. The record is from RefSeq and is a predicted model, not a curated record.
AAUGCGGACACAUAUAUGAUGAACGAACAACACAGAAAUAUGCAUCAAAUUUUAAGUAUAGAAGCAAGCCGCGGUGGUGUGUCUGUAGGAGAUUCUGUCAGUAAAAGAUUGUGUUGUAGUUUCAUCAUUUUAGUGGCGUUUUUCUCUAUAGUAGGGGGAUACCUCUUGGGGAAUUUUAUAUCCAAGAGAACACACCACAUAGUCAAAUUGGAGUUGGAAGAUAUUUCUGAAAGAAUAACAACACUGAAUAAUAAUUUGAAAUCUGCCUUUGGCAACAUAACCUCUAACCAGAAUUGUAGCCGAAAAUUUAUUUGUUAUAGUUAUAAUAUGGACGGAAACUGGAGCUCAACACAAAUAUUAGACUCUCUAAUUAAUUGUUUCAGUAAUGUUUAGGAAAUAUCAUUGUAGAUAAGACGAAAUUUAUUAUGUUAAAAUCAAUAUUUUUGUGAGAUUGGAAAUAUAGUUUAUUCGUUGAAUGUUUAAUGUUUGGUUUGGAAGAUAAUAAUGUUUAUCAUGUUGUGAUACUAAAAUAUAUAGUGUUAAGUUUAGCUCUUGUUGAAUAAAUUUGAAAAAAUAUUGA